Messenger RNA from Phialemonium atrogriseum, 2058 nucleotides. RefSeq lists its product as uncharacterized. The transcript is spliced from 4 exons. Gene Ontology annotation, molecular function: CoA-ligase activity. Bases 258 to 1919 code for a protein of 553 amino acids. Gene Ontology annotation, biological process: secondary metabolic process. NCBI's taxonomy places the organism in Eukaryota, Fungi, Ascomycota, Sordariomycetes, Cephalothecales, Cephalothecaceae. The record is from RefSeq and is a predicted model, not a curated record.
ACGUAAGUAUUGGAAUCUUCAUGAGCUACCUAUGAGGCAGUUAUGCCGUUGAAAGCCGGUCUUCCCCAGGAAUGUGACCUCACAAGCAAGGGGCAGCGGCAGCUAGCUUGGGGCCACCAGCGGGGUUGAUCGCCCACUUACAUGUGCCUAGGCUUGGGCUUAGACACCCUGAUAUCUCGACUGACUACCAACCUGGAAGUUGAAUUGCUCAACGGCCAUUACUCUCGUCCUCUCGUCCGUUAAUAAGUAUCAUCGCGAUGCCUUACCCUUCGUCCUUCCCUCCGGUGUCGAUUCCGGACUUGGAUCUCUGGACAUUCCUCUUCGAGAGGAAAGACAAGCCCUUCCCAAGCAGCAAAGAGAUCUUGACCGAUGCAGAAACAGGCCGGACUUACACGUUCUCCGGCCUCAAGCAUGCCUCUCACGAGUUUGGGAAAGGACUGAAGGCGCGCUGGGGUUGGAAGAAAGGCGACGUCCUCGCCCUUUACACGCCGAACUCGAUCGACUCGGCCGUCGUCACCCUGGGCGCCAUCUGGGCCGGGGGCAUAGUGUCACCGGCCAAUCCGCUCUACACGGUGGAUGAAUUGGCCUUCCAGCUCAAGGACUCCAGUGCCAAGGGCCUCGUGACACAGAGGCCAUUCCUGGAGACUGCCCGUAAAGCCGCCAAGAGUGCCGGCAUCCCAGGGAACCGUAUCAUCCUUAUCGGCGACCGUCGGGAUGAGACUGGGAAGUUUAGGCACUUUUGCAGCAUUCGGAGCACUAGCUACACUGGCUGGUACGCUAAAGCUAGGAUUGAUCCCAAGAAGGACCUUGCCCUCCUUGUCUACAGCUCCGGAACCACUGGUAUUCCAAAGGGGGUGUGUCUUUCCCACCACAACAUUGUGGCCAACCUCGUCCAAUACUCCUACAUGGAUGGUCGACACUAUCUCCCUUUCGGUGGUAUAGACGGGAAAGGCGAUAAGCAACUGGGCGCUAUACCCCUAUUUCACAUCUACGGCCUCGUGUGCUGCGUUCUCGGACCGAUAUUCUUCGGCUGGCAGGUUGUCCUGAUGGAGAAAUUUGAUCUGGAGAAGGCGCUCCAGACCAUUCAGAACUAUGGGCUUACAUUUAUGUAUAUCCCUCCCCCGAUCGUGCUUGCCUUUGGGAAACACCCGCUCGUAGACAAGUACGAUCUCAGCACGCUGAAAGUGCUCCAUUCAGCCGCAGCGCCUCUCACCAGGGAGCUCACGGAAGCCGUGUGGGAAAGGCUGAAGAUUCCCGUCAAACAGGGCUUUGGGCUCUCGGAAACAAGCCCAAUCUGCCACAUACAAAGUCCGGAUGAGUGGGCCAAGUAUAUAGGUUCGGUGGGGAAGCUGGUUCCGAACAUGGAGGCAAAGAUUGUGGAUGAGGAUGGAAACGAGGUUGCCGAGGGGGAACCCGGCGAACUGUGGCUAAAGGGGCCGAACGUCUUCCAAGGCUACCUCAACAACCCAGAGAGAACCAGGGAGGCUUUUUCGCCCUGCGGCUACUUCAAGACGGGAGACAUCUUCUCGCGCGACAAAUGGGGUAAUUAUUACUGCGUCGACCGGCUGAAGGAGUUGAUCAAGUAUAAGGGAUUCCCCGUCCCGCCUGCCGAGCUGGAGGGCCUCCUUAUCACACACAAGGACGUCGCCGAUGUCUGCGUGAUCGGCGUCGAGGACAAGGAGCUGGCCACCGAGGUGCCACGAGCCUACGUAGUCCUGAGCCAGGGGGUAGAGGCCAGCGAGGAGAAGGCGAAGGAGUUGGCGGAAUGGAUGGCGAAGAAGGUUGCUCCCCACAAGAAGCUGCGCGGUGGAAUUCGGUUUGUCGACCAGGUGCCCAAAUCUCCCAGCGGCAAGAUCCUGCGGAGAAUCCUGAGGGACCAGGUGAGGAAAGAAGAGCGGGCUGCCGGGCCCAAGCUGUAAUAUCGGUGUUCUUCUUCUGCCCGUUGGUUGAUGUAGGGGUCUUCUAUUUUAAGUCUCAACACAGACGCGUUAUCUGGAUGGUCUCUAUAUGGGUGGGCAAUUCUAGUCUAGUAAGAGUCCAUCAAUAUAUCACAAAAGA